UUUCACAACUGUCUUGUUAUAUAAUUCAAUAUUCUUUUGAAAAAGAAAUUUGAAUUUUUCUAUAUAUUGAUUUUUCUUCUUUCGCGGCUUUAGAUAUCAAACUUACCAAAUUUUUAAAUUAAUCAUUCGCUUGAUCCCUCAGAUUCCGCAUGUGAAGUUAAAAUUGACAAUUAUUAGAUCGAAUUUCAUCUUUUACAUCGAACUCCUUCGGGGACAUAUCAAAUACGGAAAUUGAAUACCACUAAGGUAGGAGUUCCGUUAGAACAUUUAGAUAAACGACAGUUCCGAUUUGCUUAAGAACAAGUGCUUAUCGAAAUGAUUGAAAUUUUUAAAGUGAAUGAAAACUACGUGCCGAUUUUCAUAACCUUUCCGUUGAUUAUCGCCUCGGUUCACGCCAUCUCAGUGACAGUUGGAAUUCGAAGCGGAGUAUUACAUGUAAUUACAAUAAGGGUACAGAAAAUAAUAAAAAGACUGGUAAUAUUUAAAUAGCGAGUGUCAUCUUAUUUCGGAAGAUUCUAGUUUUCGAUUAAGUUUUCGAUAUGAGAACUAAGAGACCUUUGUAGGUUUUUCGAUUGAUAGCUUUUUUCGGAUUCUGCGAAUUCGGCGAAUUCCAAAUUUCGAAUUUUAAAAGAGUUUGACUUACUCGUUGUCGAGAAUACAAAUAAAUAUGUUGAUUUUUUGAGUGUUUACUCCUUGUUGUAAAAUGACCCCCCAGAGCAUCCUUUAAAACACUGAAAGCUUCCCCUGUGUGAUCAGCCACCAACUUGUUUUACAGCGAAAAAUAUUAUCAAAUACAUCUUUUUGUAUCAAGCUAAUCUGUUGAAAUAUUCGGAAAUGUUUGCAAAUUACACGAUAGAGCCUUUAAAAUUUUUUCAAUCUGGUUCAGCAGGUGUUAGUUUGUAUUGUUAAAUUAUCCGCAUACGUUUAUUAAAAGCGCCUUCCUGUUAAAAUUCUCACCGUUGUCAGGUUUUCAGGGGCGAUGCAGCGCGAGUGUUGAUAUGGCGUUCUCUGCCUCAGACAUCUCCAAAGCAUCCGUCUUGGGUGUAAUAUUUAUCGUGACUGUUUUGGGAAAUGCUCUGGUAGCUUAUAUCCUCGUAAAGAAUUACAAGCGUCUUCUUAAAAAUCGUCCAACGUAUCAAUUUAUCUUAAAUAUAGUUGUUUCCGACCUUUUGGUUGGUCUUCUCACGAUUCCUUUCGAAUUUACUCGCGAACUUCUUGGAAACUGGGUAUUUCAACAGGGCUUGUGCAAGAUAAUCGAGUACUUUGAAAUUGCUGUGUCCGGGACUGCGGUUUAUACUCACGCUUUGAUUGCCUAUGAUCGUUAUCGAAGCUUGGCUCGUCCUUAUCUACCAAAGUUGGAGGGAAAACGCGUCAAGAAAAUGAUAGCAGUAUCAUGGCUUGUUCCCACUCUUGUAGCUGCCCCUUAUUUGUACAUGUUUGAGGUGAAAGAGAUACCCUCAAUGGCCAAGAUAAUUUGCACUCCAAAAGCUCUUCCAAUAAGUUGGUUGGAUAAACUGUACGAGGCAGUAGAGUUCCUCUUUGUGCUUUUCCUCCCGUUCAUAGUGUUGUGUUGGUGCUAUUUUCACGUGACACUAAUGAUGUGGGGAAGAAGUCCCAUGGUGGCAGCAGACAGCUUCCCUGCUACACCACAUUCGGUUAUUCACAGAACCAGGAAGCGAGUUACGCGAACUGCAGGUCUGGUCGCUGCAACUUUCACAGUCUGCUGGUUGCCAACGUUUGUACUCAGCUGUGUUCGGAUUGUGUCCGGCACGGAAAGCAUCCAUAGAGGACACGUUCUCUACGAAACUGCUAUGUUCGGUACAUUUAUCAACGAGGCGAUAACCCCCAUUAUUUACUGCGCCUUCGACAGGAGUUUGAGAGCGAGAAUUACCUAUCGAGCCAUCUGCACGUAUUUAUCAGAAUCGUCAGGAUCAAGCGUUCAUGUUAAUGAAACAAUAAACUCGGUGACGCAAAACACUGCGGCUGAUAUGACCCGAAAGAGGGAAAAAUUAAGAAAACUUGAAUUUAACGCUGAACUGAAUCAUGAGAGAUGUUCAGAGCGUCUCAAGAAUCUCAAGGAUGAAACAAGAUUGCAAUCUUGUUGAACACCGAACGAGAAAAGGACUGAAAAGUCCUCUCGUGUUUUGCAAGGAACCUUUUUACCUCAUGGGUAACUGGCAAAGGAAAUGCGAGAAACAACAUGAAAACAGCAGAGAUCUGUUUUAAUUUCGUCCCCAAUGGUUUGAGCAGAGUAAACAUUAAUGCACCAAUUUUAUUGCCACCCUUUCUUAGUUUCGUAACUGUAGGAUUUAUCUCCAUAUAAAAUAGUUGUUAUUGAUCUGCUACUUUCAAAACGAAUCCUCUGAAAUAAAAAGAAAAAAGGAUAAACACUAUCA
Stylophora pistillata is the source of this 2396-nucleotide messenger RNA. Its product is annotated as G protein-coupled receptor 83-like. Gene Ontology annotation, molecular function: neuropeptide receptor activity. Lineage: Eukaryota; Metazoa; Cnidaria; Anthozoa; Scleractinia; Pocilloporidae. The record is from RefSeq and is a predicted model, not a curated record. Gene Ontology annotation, biological process: neuropeptide signaling pathway. Gene Ontology annotation, cellular component: plasma membrane.